Messenger RNA from Tribolium castaneum (red flour beetle), 1115 nucleotides. Its product is annotated as putative nuclease HARBI1. NCBI's taxonomy places the organism in Eukaryota, Metazoa, Arthropoda, Insecta, Coleoptera, Tenebrionidae. The transcript has a single exon. The record is from RefSeq and is a predicted model, not a curated record. The coding region runs from base 114 to 944 and encodes 276 amino acids.
UAAUACACAUUUUUUAAUUAUUUUAUUAUUAUUCAAAAAAUUACAAUUAGAUGUCUGAUGUAUCACUUACGACUACAUCAUCGUCUGAUGAUUCUUCUGAGGAUGAAGUAAGAAUGGAGAGAAUACCUAGAAGAUACCGAGGGAUAAGAGAUAGGAGAAAUCCUUAUGAAAUUUUCGACGAAGAAGAAUUUAAAAUGAGAUUUAGAUUCUCGAAGGCAACUAUCUUAUGGCUUCAUGAGUUGAUCGGUCAUGAUUUAGAACCUACAACUAGAAGACGCAAAUCGAUAUCUGCAAUAAAUAAGAUUUUAAUUACAAUGAGGUAUUUGGCAACAGGUUCCUUUCAACAAUUAGUGGGUGACACUGUUGCUGUACAUAAGUCAACAGUCUGUGUUGUUACAAAAAGUGUUAUCCAAAAAAUCGCCCAACUUAAACCACAAUUUAUAAAAAUGCCAAACAGAGAAGAACUACAUAAUGUUCAGUUAAAAUUUUAUCGUAAAAGAAGAAUGCCAAGAGUAAUAGGUGCAAUAGACUGUUCUCACAUAAGAAUUGAAUCACCAGGUGGCCCCAACGCUGAAAUUUUUCGUAAUCGGAAGGGAUUUUUUUCAAUUAAUGUACAGGCAGUAUGCGAUGCAGACCUGCAAAUAAGAAAUAUUGUCGCGAGGUGGCCAGGAAGUGUCCACGAUAGCACAAUAUUUAAUGAUUCAUCCCUCUGUGCACAUCUAGAAAGAGGUGAAUAUGAAAAUGGUUUUCUACUUGGAGAUAGUGGAUAUGCUUGCCGUCCCUUUCUUUUAACUCCAGUACUGAAUCCAAGAACAGCUGCGGAAGAAGCUUAUAAUUUGUCACACAGAACGACUAGAAAUGCUAUUGAACGGUGUUUUGGAGUUUUGAAACGUCGUUUCCCUUGUCUGUCAUUGGGACUGCGGACUAAAAUGAACACUACAUAAGCAACUAUUGUGGCUUGUGCUGUGUUACAUAACAUUGCCAUUUUCACAAAUGAUAAUGAACCGCCAAGAGAUCCAGAAGUUGAAGUACCUCAAGAACUUGAAAUUGAACCUGUUCAUAGAAAUAAUAAUAUUAAUGAAAAUACUGCCGCUCGUACAGCCCUUAUAAGAACA